This is a messenger RNA of Aspergillus alliaceus, 742 nucleotides long. RefSeq lists its product as uncharacterized. The transcript has a single exon. Lineage: Eukaryota; Fungi; Ascomycota; Eurotiomycetes; Eurotiales; Aspergillaceae. The record is from RefSeq and is a predicted model, not a curated record. Bases 224 to 661 code for a protein of 145 amino acids.
AUAGAUCAAGCAGGAAGAGCACUAUUAUCAGACCGUAGGACGCGUCCUUCGUAGCCUUCCACCGCUAUCGCAACUUGAGCUGAGGGCAUGGCACUCGUUCAACACCACGGCAAGAACCUGCGCAAGCUAGUCCUCUCAAGUCAGGACCGGCAGUGCGUGACUAAGAAGUGCUCAAAAUCGGCCAACAGAGCCCAUUACUAGAAGAUCUUACUCUGACCUUCCGAUGCACCCAGUACGCAAUGGCCAUAUCCGCAGAUUAAUGAUUAACUCUUGCAUCAACCAGCGCCUAGCUCUUUCCAUAAUUCACGCCAUCGCCUCAGCCAAACAGCGGAGACCCUCCCCCGUGAAUAAGCUGACAAUCCGCGUCUGUGGUAAGGGAGUUUCUAGAGACUUUGAAAGUCUUGUUGACAUGUUCUCUGCUCGGUGGGUGGUUGAACGUGAUCCGUGUCCCGACCAUCGGAAAGACAUUCGUGCCACGGAGAGUCAUAUAUCCGAAAGAACGGGUAAGCGACGAAGAGAACAUCUCCAACCAUGGCUGGAGAAGAACUUCUACCGCAUCUGGCCGAAAUACCGCCGACAACUACGAGAAAGUCAAGUAAAAAGCUCCAGCAGAAGAGGGAAAAGGAGAGAAGAGGCGACAAGCGUAUGGUGGCGCCAUUAGGAAAGCUUACCCUUAGCUACUGGCUGAACUCCACCUUUUCUACUCGGAUCCUCCCUUGUACAUAUUGAAUGUAUAUUAUAU